Messenger RNA from Cryptomeria japonica (Japanese cedar), 1026 nucleotides. RefSeq lists its product as uncharacterized. Bases 1 to 1026 code for a protein of 341 amino acids. The transcript has 3 exons. The record is from RefSeq and is a predicted model, not a curated record. Lineage: Eukaryota; Viridiplantae; Streptophyta; Pinopsida; Cupressales; Cupressaceae.
AUGUCGACAACACCUGAAGAUGCAUGUAGUGUGGAGAGUAAUCAUGGAGCACAACAAGCUGUGAAUGAUAGCACAGGCUUCUAUUUUUCUUUGCUUGAUUCUCUUCGAAAUACUGGAAACCUUGUAUUUGAUGAAUUAAUCUACAACGAACUCCUUGAAUACUUUCUGUUUGAUGUUCGUUGCCAAGCCAUACAAAUUAAUGUGCAACUUGAAGCCGGUUAUGAUGCAGAUGAUGAAGAAGAGUCUCAGCUACAUACUCUUCUUAUGUCAGCCGGUGAAAAGGUUGUUGAUUUUCUCGAUCGUGUGUUUAUUCUUCGGGCGACACUAGUGGCUCUUGGUGAAAUAGUGGAGGAUAAGAUGAUCAUUCCUAUCACUUUAUGUGCUCUUCCUUCCAAGUUUCAGACUUUUGUUACCACUUUAAAUAUCACCAAACAACAGUCUCAGAUACAAUCAUCACCAUCUGUGCCACCAAUAAAGUCUUCCACUCAAUGGUAUUUUAUUUGUAAUGCUCCUACUCAUGAUACUGAUCGUUGUUGGUACAAUGGUCUUACUCAAGGUGCAUCUAGUAAAGAAGGUACAUCUAGCCAUAGUCAUUCUCGUUCAUCUCGUGGUCAACGACAUCAGCAAGGAAAUGUUGCUACUCACCAAGAUGACAUCUUUGAUGGGACCUCUAAUGAAGAUACGUAUGCUCUUGCUCCUACUUCUGUUGUUCAUCCAAAUCUGGUUUUGGUUUCUCAAACAUCUCCCUCUUCCCGAGAUGUCUGGUUAAUUGAUUCGGGUGCUAGUAAACACAUGACUGGAGAUAAAGGUUUGUUUGAUACUUUGAAUUCCACUCCAACUGGUGAUCUCAUUCGUAUUGCUGAUGAUAAGGAAUAUGUUGCUAAAGGCAUUGGUACUAUUACUAUCCCUCUUACUGAAGGCAGUUGUUCUCUUUCCAAUGUACUUUAUGUUCCUGGUUUUACUAGCAAUCUUUUGUCUGUUAGUCAACAUGUAAAUCACAGAGUUAAGGUAGAAUUUCAAGUUUAA